Messenger RNA from Cygnus olor (mute swan), 2287 nucleotides. It is a transcript of the gene GABRP, whose product is annotated as gamma-aminobutyric acid type A receptor subunit pi. The record is from RefSeq and is a predicted model, not a curated record. Bases 927 to 2264 code for a protein of 445 amino acids. Lineage: Eukaryota; Metazoa; Chordata; Aves; Anseriformes; Anatidae. Gene Ontology annotation, biological process: nervous system process; signal transduction; regulation of membrane potential. The transcript is spliced from 9 exons. Gene Ontology annotation, molecular function: GABA-A receptor activity; neurotransmitter receptor activity; extracellular ligand-gated monoatomic ion channel activity. Gene Ontology annotation, cellular component: membrane; neuron projection; synapse.
GCAGCUCAGUAUUUCCAGCUCAAACCAAUGAUGGCCAAGUAGCAAUCUUUCCUUGGCAGCUGUGGCAGUGUUGUCCUCACCAGCCCAUUCCUGCAGGAGCUUACUGUGGGAACACCAACAGGCGAGUGGCAGAGUUGCUUGUGCCCCCAGUAGAGAUGUGUGACUGCAGCAUUUCAGGCGGAGCAGCGAUGCUGAGCGGAGCAGAGUUUGGGUAGUGUUCCCCAUCAUGGUGCCAGCUCCAAGGCUAGCACGAGCCUGUGGGAGUCUCAGGCCAGAAGCCAGGAUUCGGUUCCACUCCCAGAAAAGUCAACGAAACCCAUUUGAAGUAGAAUGAUUUCAUCCUGUACUGCAUGCUGAGUGACUUGCCAACAUUACUAUUAAUAGCGUGGGUUUAUCCCAGGUACAAGCUAAUGGAGUGCAAAGCUACAACAUUUCUGUGUAGGUGAUUAGUGGAGCAUGCAACCAUGAGAUGCUGAAUCUGUCAUGUGGGAAGGAUUUCGCAUGGCUUCAGAGUGUGAGUAGCUUUAGGAACUUCCUAAAUACUUCUCUAUUUAAUAAAUCUUUUCUCUAUGGUGUUACUCUCAACAUUAGCUAAUUCCCAACCACGCUGAAAGAAAAUCCCCAUCUAAAACGAAGUGGUAGCUAAAAUCUGGUCACCCUGUAAAGGACCUUAGGAACUGAGCUGUCACUAGUGUCUUUUACCUGGUAAGUAUUUAAGAUAGCAAGGUGCUGAAAAAUGACACAAGCUAGAAGGAAAGGGCUGGUGUCAUGAUGUGCUGAGAAAGUUAAAUGUCAUUGUGGGGUUCUGUCUCUGUGCAGUGUUUCUUUUCCCUGUCCCCUUCCCUUAAUCUGUUUUCCUUAAACCACAAAACUUUAAUUUUCUAUUUCACAGAAGAGCAGCGCAAAUACUGAAAUAAUCUCUAGAGAUGUUCUGCAGAUAUUUUUGCUUCUUCAGUCUGUGGCUUUUCCUCCCAACCCAAAGGAGGUACUCGCUGGGUCAUGUAUCCAACCCGGGCGGCAGCGACACGACAUCCCUCCCUGGAUUUGAGAACCUCACCGUGGGAUACAACAAAUAUCUCAGGCCCUACUUUGGUGGAGAACCUGUUCAAAUCGCAAUGAGCCUGGACAUUGCCAGUAUUUCUAGUAUAUCUGAGAGUGACAUGGAUUAUACAGCUACUAUAUAUUUGCGGCAGCGCUGGACAGAUCCCCGGUUAGUCUUUCAUGGUAACAAGAGCUUCACGCUGGAUGCCCGUCUAGUGGAAUUGCUCUGGGUACCGGACACGUACAUCGUGGAGUCAAAAAGGUCCUUCCUGCAUGAUGUCACUGUGGGCAACCGCCUCAUAAGAUUGUUCUCUAACGGUACCAUCCUGUAUGCCUUAAGAAUCACUACUACUGUUGCUUGUAACAUGGACCUGUCAAAAUAUCCUAUGGACACACAAACAUGCAAACUGCAGUUAGAGAGCUGGGGAUAUGAUGAAAAUGAUGUCAUCUUUACAUGGCUGAGAGGAAACGACUCUGUCCAUGGCAUAGAAAGGCUGCGGCUCUCUCAGUACACAGUGGAACGUUACUACACCCUGGUCUCGAAGUCACAGCAGGAGACAGGCAGUUACCCACGACUGAUCCUGCAGUUUGAGCUGAGAAGAAACAUCCUUUAUUUCAUUUUGGAGACCUAUGUGCCAUCUACUCUACUUGUCAUGUUGUCCUGGGUUUCUUUUUGGAUCACCCUGGAUUCAGUGCCUGCCCGGACCUGCAUUGGUGUAACAACAGUGCUUUCCAUGACAACUCUGAUGAUCGGCUCACGAAGUUCACUCUCAAAAACCAACUGCUUCAUUAAGGCCAUUGAUGUUUACCUUGGCAUCUGCUUCAGCUUCAUCUUUGGUGCCCUCGUGGAAUAUGCAGUGGCUCACUACAGCUCCUCACAGAAAUGUACAGCUAAAACACCUCAGGAGGGGCCUGCAAAUGAACUUACUAAAGAAAUGGAAGAAGUCAACAUCGCUAACAUCUUCAACAGCUCCAUUGCCAGCUACAAACAGAAAAUCGGUUUUACGAGUAUUCAGAUUUCAAGUGACAAUAUUAACUGCAGUGACUUGACCAUGAAAACUCAUGAGAAAAUCAAACGUGUCUUGAGAAACAAAAUGCACAGAAUUAUCAGUUAUUUCACAAUUCAGAACCCCAGCAAUGUAGACCACUACUCCAAAUUGCUUUUUCCAUUGUUUUUUAUGUUGGUCAAUGUGUUUUAUUGGGCUUAUUAUUUAUAUUUUUAGUAGAAACAGAUUGCAUUGUUCUC